ACCCUCCCUUCCCUUCUUCCUCGCAUUCUUCUUCUCCACAAUCACAUUGCAUAUUUUCCUAGGCUUCUUUCCUCUGAUACAUUGCAACAAUGUCCUCGGAGAAGGAGAGAGAGACCCAAGUUUACUUGGCCAAGCUCUCUGAGCAAGCCGAGAGAUAUGAAGAAAUGGUUGAAUGCAUGAAGUCAAUAGCAAAACUUGAUCUAGAGCUGACAGUGGAAGAGAGGAACCUGCUCUCGGUGGGAUACAAAAAUGUGAUUGGUGCGCGUCGAGCCUCAUGGCGCAUUAUGUCUUCAAUUGAACAAAAGGAAGAGUCUAAAGGAAAUGAGAACAAUGCGAAACUUAUCAAGAAUUAUCGCAAAAAGGUUGAAGAGGAACUAUCCAAAAUUUGCGGUGACAUUCUUCAAAUUAUUGACCAGCAUCUCGUUCCUAAUUCCACCUCAGGAGAAGCUACUGUUUUCUACUGUAAAAUGAAAGGUGACUAUUAUCGAUAUCUAGCUGAGUUCAAGACCGACCAAGAAAGAAAGGAGGCAGCUGAGCAAUCACUAAAGGGAUAUGAGGCUGCUUCAGCCACUGCAAACACAGAGCUUCCAUCAACACAUCCAAUCCGUCUUGGACUUGCACUCAACUUCUCAGUCUUCUAUUAUGAAAUAAUGAACUCUCCCGAAAGGGCCUGUCAUUUGGCUAAACAAGCUUUCGAUGAGGCAAUUGCGGAGUUAGACACCUUGAGUGAAGAGUCAUACAAGGACAGCACUUUGAUCAUGCAGUUGCUGAGAGACAACCUGACUCUCUGGACCUCCGAUUUACCUGAGGAUGGAGGUGACGAAAUCAAAACAGAAGAAGCCAAACCUGCAGAACCUGAGAACUGAUAGGAUUUGGCUGUCCCUGGACCAUUACUCAGGCAUCUAAUGUGUUCUUUUAAAAGAGCAUUUUCAGCUUUAAUUCUCUUGGAGUUCAUUUAGACCAAAAAAAGCAAAUUAUGGCCACUUCAGAGUUACUGUGCUCUGUUUACAUCCAACCAUUAUUAGAAAAGUUGGACCCACGGCUUUUUUUUUUUUUUUUAAUACCUAAGUUUUUCUUUAUACUUCGUAUAUUUUAAGUAAGGUCAUCGAUUGAACAACGGAUAAUUUACAUAUUUUACUUUAAGCCA
Molecule: messenger RNA, 1147 nt
Organism: Cajanus cajan (pigeon pea)
Lineage: Eukaryota; Viridiplantae; Streptophyta; Magnoliopsida; Fabales; Fabaceae
Product: 14-3-3-like protein GF14 iota
Source: RefSeq, a predicted model, not a curated record